Dovyalis caffra is the source of this 1746-nucleotide messenger RNA. The record is from the annotation of a GenBank genome assembly. Lineage: Eukaryota; Viridiplantae; Streptophyta; Magnoliopsida; Malpighiales; Salicaceae.
AUGGUUUUGUUUUUACCUAAUUCAGCACCUCCUAAAGUAAAGAAUGUGAAGAUAAUUGGUCAUUUGCGGGAAAACAAUAAGGUCACUGUAACUGGAACUGUUACUGGAGGAACUGAAGGUUCUAGCAGAGUUCAGUGGUUUAAAACUAGUUCUUCAACAUUGGAUGGUGAGAAUAGCCUUGAUGCAUUGAGCACUGCAAAGAUUGCAAAGGCAUUCCGCAUACCUUUGGGAGCAGUUGGCUAUUACAUUGUUGCAAAAUUUACUCCUAUGACUCCAGAUGGUGAAUCUGGUGAACCAGCAUAUGCUAUAUCAGAAAAACCAGUUGAGACUCUUCCUCCAAGCCUAAACUUCCUAUCAAUUUCGGGUGACUACACUGAAGGUGGAAUAUUGACAGCAUCAUACGGCUAUGUAGGUGGUCUUGAAGGAAAAAGUGAAUAUAAUUGGUAUCUUCAUGAGUUUGAAAGCGACACUGGAACCUUGAUACUUGAGAGUUCUGGAGUUCUUCAGUAUUAUGUUACUAGGGAUGCAAUUGGUAAAUUCAUAUCCUUUCAGUGCAUCCCAGUUCGUGAUGAUGGGAUAGUAGGUGAGCCAAGAACUUGCAUGGGUGUAGAACGUGUUCGAUCAGGAAGUCCAAGAUUGCUUUCUCUACAAAUAGUUGGACCUGCUAUUGAAGGAACAACAUUAAGUGUUGACAAAAAAUAUUGGGGAGGUGAAGAAGGGAAUUCAGUUUUCCGAUGGUUUCGGACUAGUUCAGAUGGCACUCAAUUUGAAAUUCGAGGUGCUGCUACUGGAUCAUACAUGCUUUCAGUUGAUGACAUUGGUUUCUUUGUCUCGGUUUCAUGUGAGCCUGUGAGAAGUGAUUGGGCUCGUGGUCCCAUCGUACUUUCUGAACAGAUUGGACCUAUCAUACCUGGUCAUCCAACUUGUCGGUCAUUGGAGUUUCUGGGAUCAAUGGUGGAAGGGCAACGCUUGAGCUUUGUUGCAUCUUAUAGUGGAGGGGAGAAAUUAAGCGUGGAUGAAUUUCUUGAUUUGAAUUUAGAGGAUGCUGGAAAAUGCAUUGAACUUGUUUACACUCCAAUUCGCAAAGAUGGUGCAAAAGGAAGUCCUCGGACCAUAUUAUCUGAUGUGAUUGCACCUGCUGAUCCAGUGGGACUGGAACUUGUGAUUCCUAAUUGCUGCGAGGGCCAGGAGGUCAUCCCACGAAAAACAUACUUUGGUGGACAGGAAGGUGCUGGAGAGUACAUUUGGUUCAGAACAAGGAACAAGCUAAAUAAAUCUGAAUUGUUGGAUAUAUCAAAUGCUGGUGAUGAUGUUCUUAUUUGUGGUAAAACCUUGGAAUAUACUCCUUCAAUUGAAGAUGUGGGAGCUUAUUUGGCUCUGUACUGGCUGCCUACUCGUGCAGAUGGAAAGUGUGGAAAGCCAUUAGUCACAAUUUCCAACUCUCUAGUUGACCCUGCUCUUCCGGUAGUUUCUAAUGUUCAUGUGAAGGAGCUGUCUUUGGGUGUUUAUGCUGGAGAAGGAAAAUAUUUUGGUGGGCACGAGGGAUUGAGUGUCUACAGCUGGUAUAGAGAGACAAACGAGGGAACUAUCAUUCUUAUCACUGGGGCAAACUCUAGAACUUAUGAAGUCAUAGAUUCAGAUUACAAUUGCCGUUUAUUGUUUGGGUACACACCCGUUCGUUCGGAUUCAGUUGUAGGUGACCUUAAGUUGUCUGAGCCAACUGCCAUUGUUCUUCCAGGUGUGUAG